UUCAAGAGCAAGAAACCUCCCAUCGCAUCUAAUGGACUCCCAGGGAAAGGGAGAAAUGCCAACAGUCCACAAAAGAAAACAGACUCAUCAGCCACUGUCAAACGGACAGCAUCAAAUGCUGACCAGUACAAAUAUGGUAAGAACCGUGUAGAAGCGGAUGCCAAGAGGUUGCAGACCAAAGAAGAGGACCUGCUAAGGAAGAAGGAAACUCUGCGUAACCGCCUGGCUCAGCUCCGAAAAGAAAGGAAGGAUCUUAGAGCAGCUAUUGAAGUGAAUGCUGGUAUGAAAAAACUAAAUUUGAUUGCACCUACCUAGAAUGCUGUUGAA
Messenger RNA from Gracilinanus agilis (Agile Gracile Mouse Opossum), 327 nucleotides. RefSeq names its product actin filament-associated protein 1-like. The record is from RefSeq and is a predicted model, not a curated record. The transcript has 2 exons. Gene Ontology annotation, molecular function: SH3 domain binding; SH2 domain binding. Gene Ontology annotation, cellular component: cytosol. NCBI's taxonomy places the organism in Eukaryota, Metazoa, Chordata, Mammalia, Didelphimorphia, Didelphidae. The annotation marks the transcript as partial.